AUGGAUGGUGUUCGUGUGUUCCAUGAUGAGCGGGUUGGAUAUCGCUGGUUGGAUUCGGAGGCCUUGGACAUUUGGUGCCAAGAGGAGCCCACGCUGCGCACGUCUAGGCAGAUCUGGGCUGACUUUGAGCACAGGGGGUGCAGUCAGCAGGAUGCUUCUUUCCCAGGCUUCCAGCUCUGGGGAAAAGAAAUCCGCUGCUACCGAGUCCAGGUUCGGAAGGCCACCACCCCCGGAAAAAAUAAGGCUUCAAGGGACGCUGUGAGUUUGAAGGUGGGCUGGGGAUCUAAUGAAUCCAACCUCCACCCCGGCCGUUGGGACACCACGUCCCUCUGCAUCUCCGGCUGCGGCACGACCUGCCAUGGCGGGUAUGGCCGACCGUGGUAUUGCGUCGGUGAUCGUUACGGCAAAUACAAGCCAUACUUCGAGGCAGGGUAUACGAUCGAGACGGGUGUGAGGCUCAACCAGAAGGGCACUAUAGACAUCUACUACCGAGUGAACGACGGGUAUGCUGGAUGGGAUGUUGCUUCUCCCCAAGCCACGCUCGAGUCGGGUGCUGCCUUCACGAUUCCGUGGAAAGGGGGCGAAAGUCUGCUUCCUUCCGUGGCCGGCGGCAUCAACUUUGGACCAGAAUGGGAAGUGACGGUUGACUUCAACUGCUCUCCAGACUUUAAAGAGUUGCUCGGGAUCUCCUCUCCUCUCGCGCCACCUGCGAAGCGGCAGAGACUCGACGAUGCAUCGAGCUCAGAUGCGCGAAAGAAAUGUGCUGAAUGCGGCGAGGAGGGGGGGCCAGAGGCCAAAUUCUGCAGUCAGUGCGGCCACCGCUUCGACAACUCAACCGAUGUAGAGGUGAUCAGCUUUACUCUCGAUGGCGAGGAGGUCCUCUUCAACGAAGAUGAUUGGGAAGAGUUUAGACGAAUUGUCUGCGAAAGGGCCAGGGCCAUAGACGUGAAGCGCGAAGAUGGCUACCAGAAGAGGAGUGACGUCGUCGAAGUGAAUUUGGACCAAGUCCGUGCCAGGAUCGAGUUCGACGGCCCGCUAUUUAACGAGUUCAUGCGUAAAAUGAUCGACAGCGUGGCUGUAGAGAUCAAAAUGGAAGACGCCUCCCCAUGUUGCUAUGAGGGUUCGGGCAGAUUAUAG
Symbiodinium necroappetens is the source of this 1137-nucleotide messenger RNA. Lineage: Eukaryota; Dinophyceae; Suessiales; Symbiodiniaceae. The record is from the annotation of a GenBank genome assembly.